Messenger RNA from Miscanthus lutarioriparius, 3054 nucleotides. The record is from the annotation of a GenBank genome assembly. Lineage: Eukaryota; Viridiplantae; Streptophyta; Magnoliopsida; Poales; Poaceae.
AUGGCCGCCUCAACAACGGCAGCCGUGUGGUUCUUUGUGGCGGUGGUGCUGGUGCUGCUUCAUGCGACGGCUCCCGCCAUUGCUGGCGCAGAGGACGAGGCGGCGGCACUGCUUGCCUUCAGGCGUGCGUCCGUGGCGGACGACCCGCGCGGCGCGCUCUCGGGCUGGGCGCUGGCGAACGCCACGGCGGCGGCGCCGUGCUCGUGGGCUGGCGUCUUGUGUGCGCCGGCGCCCGACGGCCGCGUCGUGGCCGUGAACCUCAGCGGCAUGGCGCUCGUCGGCGAGCUCCGUCUCGACGCGCUCCUCGCGCUCCCGGCGCUACAGCGCCUCGACCUCCGCGGCAAUGCCUUCUACGGCAACCUCUCGCACGCCACGGUGUCGCCUUCCCCGUGCGCGCUCGUGGAGGUGGACAUGUCGUCCAACGCGUUCAACGGGACGCUCCCCGCGGCGUUCCUGGCGACGUGCGCCGCGCUGCAGUCCUUGAACCUGUCGCGCAACGCCCUCGUCGGCGGCGGAUUCCCGUUCGCGCCGUCGCUGCGGUCGCUCGACCUGUCGCGCAACCACCUGGCGGACGCCGGCCUCCUCAACUACUCCUUCGCCGGCUGCCACGGCCUGCGGUACCUCAACCUCUCCGCCAACCAGUUCGCCGGGCAGCUGCCGGAGCUCGCGCCGUGCAGCGCGGUCUCCGUGCUCGACGUGUCGUGGAACCACAUGUCCGGCGCGCUGCCCGCGGGGUUCAUGGCCACGGUGCCGCCGAACCUGACGCACCUCAGCAUCGCCGGGAACAACUUCUCCGGGGAUGUCUCGGCGUACGACUUCGGCGGCUGCGCCAACCUGACGGUGCUGGACUGGUCCUUCAACGGCCUGAGCAGCAGCGAGCUGCCGCCGAGCCUCGCCAACUGCGGCCGCCUCGAGACGCUGGACAUGUCCGGGAACAAGCUUCUCAGCGGCCCGAUCCCGACGUUCCUGACUGGCUUCUCCUCGCUGAAGCGGCUUGCAUUGGCCGGCAACGAGUUUUCCGGUACCAUUCCGGAUGAGCUCAGCCAGCUGUGCGGCAGAAUUGUUGAGCUGGACCUGUCAAGCAACCGGCUGGUUGGUGUCUUGCCGGCAAGCUUUGCCAAGUGCAGGUCACUCGAGGUGCUUGACCUCGGUGGCAACCAGCUCUCGGGGAGCUUUGUGGACAGUGUCGUCAGCACCAUCUCCUCGCUCCGUGUGCUGCGGCUCUCGUUCAACAACAUCACCGGGCAGAAUCCGCUGCCGGUACUGGCGGCGGGUUGCCCAUUGCUCGAGGUGAUCGACCUCGGGUCCAAUGAGCUUGGCGGUGAGAUAAUGGAAGAUCUCUGCUCGUCACUGCCGUCGCUGCGGAAGCUGUUCCUCCCCAACAAUUACCUCAAUGGCACAGUGCCCAAGUCGCUGGGUGACUGCGCCAAUCUGGAGUCCAUUGAUCUGAGCUUCAACUUCCUUGUUGGUCAGAUUCCAAAGGAGAUAGUGGUGCUGCCAAAGCUUGUUGACCUGGUGAUGUGGGCGAAUGGCCUGUCCGGCGAGAUCCCGGACAUGCUUUGCUCCAACGGUACUACGCUGGAGACACUGGUGAUGAGCUACAACAACUUCACUGGAGGCAUUCCCCCUUCCAUCACCAGAUGUGUCAACCUCAUCUGGGUGUCGUUCUCCGGCAACCGCCUCACAGGGAGUGUGCCUCACGGCUUCGGUAAGCUCCAGAAGCUUGCUAUUCUGCAGCUCAACAAGAACCAGCUGUCUGGUCCUGUGCCGGCAGAGCUCGGCAGCUGCAACAACCUCAUCUGGCUGGACCUCAACAGCAACAGCUUCACCGGCAUAAUACCGCCGGAGUUGGCUAGCCAGACAGGGCUUAUUCCGGGGGGCAUUGUGUCAGGGAAGCAGUUUGCAUUUCUGCGGAACGAGGCCGGCAACAUCUGUCCCGGUGCUGGUGUGCUCUUCGAGUUCUUUGGCAUCCGGCCUGAGAGGCUGGCUGCGUUCCCAACCGUGCACCUUUGCCCAUCCACAAGGAUAUACGUCGGCACAAUGGACUACAAAUUUCACAGCAAUGGGAGCAUGAUCUUCCUCGACCUCUCCUACAACCGCCUCACCGGUACAAUCCCGGCAGGCCUUGGGAACAUGAUGUUUCUGGAAGUCAUGAACCUGGGGCACAAUGACCUCAACGGUACAAUACCAUAUGAAUUCUCAGGGCUCAAGUUAGUUGGCGCGAUGGACCUCUCAAACAAUCAUCUCACUGGUGGCAUCCCCCCGGGCCUUGGUACUCUGAGUUUCCUUGCUGAUUUGGACGUAUCCAGCAACAACCUGUCUGGUCCAAUUCCUACGGGUGGCCAGCUCACUACGUUUCCGCAAUCCCGGUAUGCCAACAAUGCUGGCCUCUGUGGCAUCCCUCUACCUCCCUGUGGUCAUGAUCCAGGGCAGGGAAGUGUGCCAUCAGCUUCAUCCGAUGGAAGGAGGAAGACCGUUGGGGGAAGAAUUCUUGUUGGAAUCGCGCUCUCCAUGCUCAUACUGCUGUUGCUGCUGGUCACUCUCUGCAAGCUCAGGAAGAACCAGAAGACUGAAGAGAAGAAAACUGGGUACAUCGAAAGCCUUCCAACAUCUGGCACGUCAAGCUGGAAGCUUUCAGGUACGCCUGGGUACGUGCCACCUGAGUACUACCAGAGUUUCCGGUGCACAACCAAGGGUGAUGUAUACAGCUACGGUGUUGUGCUCUUGGAGCUUCUGUCAGGAAAGAAGCCGAUCGAUCCAUCUGAGUUUGGAGACAACAAUCUUGUCGGUUGGGUGAAGCAAAUGGUCAAGGAGAACAGAAGCAGUGAGAUCUUUGAUCCUACUCUGACAAACACAAAGUCAGGGGAAGCUGAGCUCUACCAGUAUCUGAAGAUCGCUCGAGAGUGCUUGGACGACCGGCCUAACCAAAGGCCAACCAUGAUACAGGUGAUGGCAAUGUUCAAAGAGCUGCAGCUUGACUCCGACAGUGACUUCCUCGAUGGAUUCUCGGUCAACUCAUCGACGAUAGAUGAAUCAGCAGAGAAAUCCUCGUAA